AUGGCUCUAACAUAUCAAAAGUUCUUAUUAUUUGGAGAUUCCAUCACCGAGUUCUCAUUCAAUACAAGAAUGAAUGGGGACCAGACUGAUCAAUUCUCACUUGGAGCGGCAUUGGUCAAUGCAUACACCAGAAAGCUCGAUAUUGUUCAAAGAGGUUUUAGCGGAUACAAUUCUCGGUGGGCACUGAAACUCCUGCCAAAAAUUUUGGAGCAAGAACAAGAUGUGGCUAUCAGUACGUUGUUCUUCGGUUCGAACGAUUCCUGUCAACAUGAGCAACAAAACGUGCCACUACCUGAAUUCAAAGAAAACACCAUCAAGCUGAUUCAGAUGAUGAAAAAUAAAGGAAUUAAAGUUGUUGUGGUAGGCCCUGCUCUGCACGACCAAGACCACUGGUACUCGUUGAAGAAGCCAGAGGUUGAUAAGGGUUACGUUCGUUCAAAUGAAUUGUAUAAACAAUAUAGCGAUGCUGCGGAAGAAGCUGCUCGUGAAGAAGAUGUUGCAUUCGUGAACCUGUACGAAGCGUUCAAAGACCAGGGCGAUACAUGGCCAGAGCUUUUAUGUGAUGGGUUGCAUUUCACCGGCAAAGGUUACGAGGUGAUGUUCAAUGAAGUGCUGAAAGCCGUUAACAAACGCUAUCCUGAAUACUCACCCGAAAAUGUCGAGUAUAAAUUGCCAAAUUGGAGACUCGUUGAAUCGAAUGGGUCUACUUUAGAUGCAUUAAUCUAA
Molecule: messenger RNA, 726 nt
Organism: Kluyveromyces lactis
Lineage: Eukaryota; Fungi; Ascomycota; Saccharomycetes; Saccharomycetales; Saccharomycetaceae
Gene: IAH1
Product: isoamyl acetate-hydrolyzing esterase
Exons: 1
Coding region: 1-726 (241 amino acids)
Source: RefSeq, a predicted model, not a curated record